This is a messenger RNA of Myxocyprinus asiaticus (Chinese sucker), 5226 nucleotides long. Its product is annotated as geranylgeranyl pyrophosphate synthase. The transcript has 4 exons. The record is from RefSeq and is a predicted model, not a curated record. Gene Ontology annotation, biological process: isoprenoid biosynthetic process. Lineage: Eukaryota; Metazoa; Chordata; Actinopteri; Cypriniformes; Catostomidae. Gene Ontology annotation, molecular function: prenyltransferase activity. Bases 2680 to 3648 code for a protein of 322 amino acids.
GGUUUGACAUUUUAUAAAAUAAUUUAUAAAAGAGUUCUAAGCUAUGAACCUAACCAAUCAGCCCUGAGGUGAAUCACAACAUUACAAAAGUGUUUGAAAAUCGGACGGAAAGACGAAGGUACAAGACUGUGUACUUACCGUCUUUAAUGAGGGAAUGAACUACAAUCCCAUGAAGCAUUGCGAAUGAUGUAAUCAAGUUAAAAAUGAUGGAAAAUAUAAAACUACUAUUGAUUUAAAAUUGUUGAUUACAAGUGUGGAAACAAUGCAGUUUAAGUUUUUUGCAAAGUAUUCAGAUAUAUACAAAUAAGUCGUUUGAGAGUGUAGGGAGAGCGACUUGUAGGGAGAUCCGUCACGGGGGUGGGCGGUCUCUGCAAAGCUCUUUUGGCGCGAUUUGUCUGCAUCGAUUCUCUCAUUAACUAUGUUUCCAUCCAAGGAUUUUAUUAUUUUGAUUACAUUUUUUGACAAAAAAAGGUUUAGGGCAGCAAAAUGUUUACAGAUAAUGCUGAUGUAAAUGCAAAUUAUCAUCAAAUGUCGACGUGAAAAACUGUUUAGCGUUAAUGCCAAAAAUGUAGUGUCACAUGACAGAAUUUGCAUCACAUUUGUCCUCGCAUCAAACAGCAUAGUGGAGAGGAACACUUGGACUGAUGAGGAGACUCGAGUUUUCCGAAAUUUAUUUAAAGACAACUACAUUACCUUUAUUCUCAAUGGAAGUUUCCCAGACCUUUUUAAAAACAUAUUUUUAUAUUCCCUUUUCUCCCAAUUUGGAAUGCCCAAUUCCCACUACUUAGUAGGUCCUCAUGGUGGCGCGGUUACUCACCUCAAUCCAGGUGGUGGAGCACAAGUCUCAGUUGCCUCUGUGCAUCUUAUCACGUGACUCGUUGUGCAUGACACCGCGGAGACUCGCAGCAUAUGGAGGCUCAUGCUACACUCCGUGAUCCACGCACAACUUGCCACGCGCCCCACUGAGAGCGAGAACCACUAAUCAUGACCACGAGGAGGUUACCCCAUGUGACUCUACCCUCCCCUAGCAACCGGGCCAAUUUGGUUGUUUAGGAGACCUGGCUGGAGUCACUCAGCACGCCCUGGAUUCGAACUCGUGUCUCCAGGGGUGAUAGUCAGCGUCAAUACUUGCUGAGCUACCCAGGCUUCCAGUUUUCCAGACUUUUUAUGGACUGCGCGUUCCGCACCGGUAAAGAUUGCAGCGUCUUUAACCAAAAUGCCCUGUAAAAAUAACCCCAGAUAAUAUUAAUCAUGUGCGAUUGACAUGCUGGCAAAAAAGUUGAUCUGCACUGUCCAGCCUGUAAGCCUGUAGCAUCUGAAGUGGAUUUUGUCCAAUGAGAAGACACCAGAAAAAUAACAUGCUGCUUUUUUAUUGUCUUGCAAUAAUGGACACAAGUUUUCAAAAUUUUGCAUUAAAGGGAUUAAACAAAAGUGCCAAAAAUUGUCAUUGCUCAUGUUUAAUGAAUGAGGCCCAAUAAGUUUUGCGUUCCCUCACAAUAAAUGUACCACUGUUUUAAUACAGUAACUUGUAGUGAAACCAUAGUGAUAAUACAGGAAAACACAAACAAUGGUAAUAAAAAUCAUAAUGUUGUGGGUAUUAUGGUUUUACUAUGCAAAUACCAUAGUUUAACUAGGGUUUUACUGUAGUAAUAUUGUGGUAACCCUUUAAAAUAAGGUGACCUAUGUUAACUUUAGUUAACAACAUUAGUUAACAUGAACAAACAAUGAAUAGGCUAAUUUUUGUACAGCAUUUAUUAACCUUAAUGUUAAUUUCAACAUGAUUUUUAAAAUCAAAAGUUGUAUGUGUUAAAAUUAGUUAGUUAUAACAAUAAUUGUACUAUCAACUAACAUUAACAAUUAGUAUUUUUUUAUUAACUAACAUUAACAAAGAUUAAUAAAUACCUUAAAAAAUAUUUUGUUCAUUGUUAAUGAUACCUAAUGCAUUUACUAAUGUUAACAAAUGUAACCUUAUAAUAAAGUGCUACCAAUAUUGUAGACUGUAGUAACCAUAGUUUUUGUCAUAAGACAUGUUUUUUCUAUAGUAUUGUAGUAACCAUGAUUGUUGUAGGAUAACUACUUGUAGCGCGGAGGAGGGCGGGGCCGGGCGGAAUGACGGACGCCCAGACCCCAGUCAGCCUGAUGAGGCGAGCGAGGGAUAAAGGCGACCGAAGACGGCAGCUCGAGAGAGAGAGAGAGAGAGAGAGAGAAUUAUGGGCAGCUGCCCUGUAUGUGCAUUAAAUAUUAUUUAUAUUAUCAAGCCGGUUCUCGCCGCCUCCUUUCCCUUGUACCCCAUUUACAUUGGUGCCAAAAACCCGGGAGGGAGGAGGGAUGCCCGUCAUAGAGUCCUCGACACUGCCGUCCACCCAGGGGAGUGCCGCUGCCAUCCGCUGGGGGACGGAGUAGCCCGACCGCCCGGACGUGGGGAAUGGCCGCCGUCUGCGAGGCGAGGAGGGACAUGACUCCCCGACCGCCUGGAGCGAUGGAGUCACUGCCAGGGGCGGAGGAGUGUCCCCAAGUGCCGCCAGAAAAGCAGAGGGGCAUUCUGUCCGCUGGGGGUCAGAGGUUUGACUCCGGUCCGCCCAGGGAGGAGUGGCUGUCGUCCGCCUGUGAGGGUGGAGGAGUGAUCGGGGACCACGCGACGGCGCAUCAGAGAACCGGAUUGUUUGUGGAAACGGAGGGAUGGAUGAAGAUAAAAGAGCAACUUCUGAACGGAUUCUUCUUGAACCCUACAAGUACUUGCUACAACUGCCAGGAAAACAAGUCAGAACGAAACUAUCUCAGGCAUUCAACCACUGGCUAAACGUCCCAGAGGACAAACUUCAGGUCAUUAUUGAGGUGACUGAGAUGCUUCACAAUGCCAGUCUGUUGAUUGACGAUAUUGAAGACAGCUCUAAGCUGCGGCGUGGUUUCCCGGUUGCCCAUAGCAUCUACGGUGUGCCCUCUGUCAUUAACUCUGCCAACUACGUCUACUUCCUGGGCCUAGAGAAGGUCCUCACAUUAGACCACCCCGAGGCUGUGCGCGUCUUCACCCGUCAGCUACUGGAGCUGCACCGCGGCCAGGGUCUCGACAUCCACUGGCGCGACACGUACACCUGCCCGAGCGAGGACGAGUACCGUGCCAUGGUGCUUCAGAAAACCGGUGGUCUUUUUGGCCUCGCGGUGGGACUCAUGCAGCUUUUCUCUGAUUGGAAACAAGAUCUAAAACCACUUUUAGACACACUGGGACUUUUCUUCCAAAUUCGUGACGACUACGCCAACUUGAACUCACCAGAGUACAGCGCUAACAAGAGCUUCUGUGAAGAUCUGACGGAAGGGAAGUUCUCUUUUCCCACCAUACACGCCAUCUGGUCACGACCCGAGAGCACGCAAGUGCAGAAUAUAUUGCGUCAGCGCACUGAGAAUGUGGAUAUUAAACAUUAUUGUGUGGACUACCUUGAGAAGGUGGGUUCUUUUGCUUACACACGUCAGACACUAAUAAUCCUUGAAGCAGAAGCAUACAAACUGAUUGAGAAUCUGGGAGGAAACCCCGAACUAGAGGCCCUGUUGGAGCACCUCAGUCGCAUGUACAAAGAGCCCAAGGGUGGGGUUUCAGUCAGCCAAUCAAAAGAGACUGUGACCAGAACUUCAGACAACCAAUCAAAUCAAUGACCUAUGGUAGUCAUGUCUGCAUACGGUGUUUAGAUAACUGAAAACUAGGUUUUUUUUGUACGUUUCUGUGACUAAAUUGCUGUUGAAAUAUAGUCAAUAGCUAUCGAAUUGGCCUUCAGUCCAAGUGAUCGAUUUAUGAUGUUGAAAAUGACCGAAUGUGCAAAUGUAGUGCGACAGAAUAUAUAUAUAUAUAUAUAUUUGGCUUAAGUCACUUCGUAUGGUAUGAUGUUAUACAUGCGGUUGAUGCCAACAGGUGUAAAUGUUAACAUUUACUUUAAACAACAUCUAAUUGUAGAGAGAUGCUGCCCUAAAAAUAGCAUGCAUUAUCUUUAGUCAAUAUAUAUAUAUAUAUCAUUUGUUUCUUAGAUUUUGGUGUGAAAUGAAACCUAGGCCCAUUUUUGUGAGAUUCUCCCAUUUAUUAAAAUAUUAUAUAAAAUAAGAGAUUAAUGGCUUUUCUGAUUAAUAGUUUAAUACCAUGAAAACCUCAUUAAGCUCACUGGGCUGCUGAUGCUUGUGUUGUCAUGGUGAUACAUGUCAUCAGGUUGAAAUAAUCCUAAAUCUACACAUUUGAUAAGGCGUAAAGUAAGUAGAGGGAGACCGAUAUAUCGGUUUGAUUGAUUAAUCUGUGCAGAUAGUUGCUUUUUGGAACUAUCGGUAAUCGACAAAAAUAUGCUUUUUUAAAUAUAAAGAAUAUUUUUUUUGUUUUGUUUUGUUUAUUUCUCUGGAUUUAAUUACGGAAGCCCUGAACAAUGAAAAAUGUCACUAGCCGAUUUUUUUUUUUUUUUUUUUUUUAAGGUGUCUUAGUGCCUUCCUGAGCCUAUGUUUUUUUUCUUAUUAUUUUUUUUUGCUUGCUAGCUAAUCAUUAGCAUGCUGUAUCAACCUCGGCCACCAGGUGUCACUAUCAGUAUGCAUGAAAUCUUACAAGGUGACAGAUGACAGCUCUGGUGCUUGAUCUGUUGAUUUAUAGUUGUCUAAUACUCUAACAAGAAUGUUUUGCAAAUCUUAAUCAAGGAAAGAAACGUAUAUAAUGUUAGAGAGACUUUUAAUACAUGAAAUCCCACUAUUAAAUGAAUAUACCUCAGAAUACAUUAUGUUUCAUAUGGCAUUCAUUGUCAAGUGUAACAACAGGAGUUAUUUUGCUUUUUCUUUAUGGCAUUCACCACCGGUUUGAAAAUGUGCUUUUUUUAAUUUGUUGGCCCAUGUAAACAUACACUAGACAGAUGUCUUUGCCCGUUUUGAAGCCUCUCACUGUGUUUUCAGUUUUAAAUACUGUAUAGAGGCAUGACUCGUGUUGGCGUUGCCCAAAUCAAUGAAUUUAUAGCAUUCUUGUUAGAGUAUUAGACAACUAUAAAUCAACAGAUCAAGCACCAGAGCUGUCAUCUGUCACCUUGUAAGAUUUCAUGCAUACUGAUAGUGACACCUGGUGGCGGAGGUUGCUAAUGCUAAUGGUUAGCUAGCAAGCAAAAAAAAUGUUUUUAGAAAAUAUAUUUUUGAGGAAAAAAUAGAGAAUUUUUUUUUUUUUUUUUUAGGACAUCAGGUAGGUACUAGACAAUUAAAAAAAAAAAAAAAAAAAGAAAA